Molecule: messenger RNA, 2598 nt
Organism: Eleginops maclovinus (Patagonian blennie)
Lineage: Eukaryota; Metazoa; Chordata; Actinopteri; Perciformes; Eleginopidae
Gene: smyd5
Product: SMYD family member 5
Exons: 13
Coding region: 40-1293 (417 amino acids)
Biological process (GO): negative regulation of gene expression, epigenetic
Molecular function (GO): protein binding; histone H4K20 methyltransferase activity
Source: RefSeq, a predicted model, not a curated record
CUCAGUGUCAGGGGUGAGAGGGGAAAGGUCGUCAGCAACAUGGCUGCUCCCCAUGAUGACAUGUUUUCCUUCUGCGUGGACCCCGGCAAAGUCUCUGCCUGCGUGGAUGUGAGAUUUAUAGACAAUAUCAAGGGCAAGGGUCUCUUCGCCAAAAAGAGCAUCAAGAAGGGUGAUACCAUUUUUCUGGAGCGGCCUCUGGUCUCUGCCCAGUUCCUGUGGAAUUCUUUGUACAAAUAUAGAGCCUGUGAGUACUGCUUACGUGCUCUGGAGACUGCAGAGGAGAAUGCGAGGAGACUCAGCGGCAUCCCAGGACUCAGCCUUCCUAACCCUGAGCUCUGCCGGGUUCGACCGGAGAAGCACCAAGCCUGCCCUCAGUGCCAGGUGAUGUACUGUAGCAGUGAGUGCCGACAAGCUGCAUCAGAUCAGUACCAUCGGGUUCUGUGUUUGGGUCCCUCUCAGGAAGAUCCAGACCACCCCAUCAACAAGCUCAAAGAUGCAUGGAGGAGUAUGCAUUAUCCUCCGGAGACCUCCAGCAUCAUGCUGAUGGCCAGAAUGGUAGCAAUCGUCAAACAGGCCAAAGACAAAGCGCACUGGCAGAAGCUGUUUUCACACUUCUGCAGUCGGACAGGUAAUGAGGAAGAGGAGAUCGCCCAUAAGCUCCUAGGAGAGAAAUUCAGGGGGCAGCUGGCCUUGUUACACAGCUUUUUCAAAGCAGCACUAUACGAUGACCAUCUGAGUCGGUGGUUUACCCCAGAGGGAUUCCGCUCUCUGUUCGCUCUUGUGGGAACCAAUGGACAAGGAAUUGGCACCAGCUCCUUGAGUCAGUGGGUUCAUGCCUGCGAUGCAGUUGCGCUUCCUGCCCAGCAGAAGGAGCAAUUGGACUCUUUUAUCGACCAGAUGUACAAGGACAUUGAGAAAGAAACGGGAGACUUUCUAAACUGUGAGGGCUCUGGACUCUUUCUGCUCCAAAGCUCAUGUAACCACAGCUGCAUACCCAACACAGAGGCCUCCUUUCCCGAUAACAAUUUCCUGCUUCAGCUCAGCGCCCUUAAUGACAUCAACCCAGGAGAGGAGAUCUGCAUCAGUUAUUUGGACUGCUGUCAGCGGGACCGAAGCCGCCAUAGCAGACAUAAAACUCUGAGGGAGAACUACCUGUUUGUCUGCUCAUGUCCAAAGUGCGUCUCCCAGAUGGAUGAGCUGGACAUGACAUCAGAGGAGGAAGAGGAAGAAGAAGGCGAGGCAGAAGGCGAAACAGAGGGGGAUGAGAUAGAAGAUGAGAUGACCGAUGUCUGAUGAAUGACUUGCCAAUAUUAUUCUCAGCCGCUCCCUUUCCGGUCUGAAGCCCUGAGGAAUAAAAAAAAACAGUUCAAACCACAAUCUGUGUUUCACCACGACUGUCAAAUGUGUGCUAUUAUCACCACAUUUAACACUUUGUCAAUUGUGCGAUCUGCCCCAGAAAGAUGUAAAUCAGUAUAUGGGCAGGGAUAGGUUUAUUGUUGUUGCUGAGGGGUCAAAUAAAAACAACACUAUCACUUUCAACUAUCUGGGUUAUGGGUUGAACAGUUUGACUGGUAGGCGUUUGUUAAUCCAAUGUGCAUGCAAGCACCUUGUUAAAACUACAUUCAUUAACAAUAAUUCAGUCAAUUUCUGAACCCUUUAACCAGAAAGGGUGCCUUACAGUAGAACAGCUUUUUUCUGAACCCUGCGGAUGUUGAGAAUCAAUCAAAAACAGUUAAGUAGUUGGGCCAAAAAAACAAACAAAACAACAGGCUGAAAGACUCAAAAGAGCUCCGAAGAGCUGAUGAAUGCUGCAGAGGCUUUUAAUUAGUGUCUGUAGCAUUCACUAAGGGUGAGUUUUAUUGUAUUAAAGUCCUAGUCCUAGAACAGCUUCAAGUUAAAGUCAGACCUUUAUCUUCACACUUAUUGUUGUUGUUUAUCCAUGUUCAUCUUUUGUGCUAGAGUGCAGGGGAAAACUAAACUGUCCUAAUACUUGUGUCUGACCUUCAGGUCCACUAAAGCAAACUUAGAAAACUGUCAUCCUUUCUUCUCCCUGACAACUCUUAAACAAGGCAAAGUGAUUAGGCGAAGGUCAAUCGGUUCUCAGGUGUUUUUCUCCACUUAAAAAGUUCCUUAUGUGACUAUGCAUUACUAUAUUGGAGAGGCUUUUUAUUUAUAUUCCAUUGUAAUUACAGUCUUGUCAUACGAGAGGCAUCCAGCCGGAGAAAUUUAGUUUGGUUUUCAUCCAAUGAUCUAUGAGGUUAAGUUUAACCUUACUUAAUGUAUUGUGGAGACCUUGAGCUUGAAAUUGCUUUGUCAGUAACUGUUUGGCCUGUAUUUCAAACCGCAGUUCCACAUGAGUGAGAUUGCAGCCGCCCACACAUGAAUCAAUAUUACAACAAUGACUGUAAUCACAAAUCCCAAUAAUUUCAGUAAAUUGACAAAGAUUGGAAAUAUUGAAUGACUAAUCCUAAUUUCCUCAAUUGGCAUUAAGUGCAGUGGUACAGGGGAAUGUGUAAGUUACAAAAGUAUGAUUUAAAUAUUAUAACAGGAGCAUAGCAGUUGUCAUUUUUACUACUCUGGCAUAAACCAUUGAAGUUG